AUGGAGCGCGGCGGGCGGGGCGCGGGCGGGGCGCCGGCGGGCCGCGUGGAGGCGCCUGCGCUGCAGUUCGGAAAGAAGCGGCAGGGAGACAGGCCGAGCUCGGGUCUCACGGAGCGCGUGCAGCAGGCUCUGGCGCACGCUGGGAACGCUUCGCCCCAGGGCGAGGGCGGGCGCGAUGUUGACUGUAUUGGGGGCACUGGCAACCUCAUGAAGCAUCACGGUGGGUCGUUCGGGGGCUACAUGGACGCCAAGAACCAGAAGCUCCGUCUCCAGCUCGAGCGCGACCGCGGCGACCUCCUGGGCGUCACCCACGACGCGGACGACCUCUCGGCCAUCUUCCAGGGCGUCUGUAUCCACGUCAACGGCUUCACCGACCCAGGCCACCAGGAGCUCCGGCGCCUCAUGCUCAAGCACGGCGGGGCGUUCGAGCACUACUUCCACAACGACAGGGUGACGCACAUCAUCUGCACGCACCUCCCCGACGUCAAGUACCGCCAGGCGCUCGCCGUGCGCGCGCGCAGCCCGCCCAAGCUCGUCGCCCCCGCCUGGGUCGUGGAUUGCAUCGCCGCGGGCAAGCGCUUGCCGGAGGGGCCCUACAUGCACGAGCGGCUCGCCAUCGCGCCGGGCCAGGCGCGGCUCCGGUUCGACGCCGGCGCGGCGAGCGCGGUGCCGGAGGAGGGUGGGCGCGAGGAGGGGGCAGCGGGCGGCGCGGAGGGCGGCGCGGGGAACCGGGAGGCGCAGGAGGUGGCCCGGCAGGCGCGCGCGGAGUGCGACGUGCUGCGGAUGAAGCCGCGGUCGACGCGGGACGACCCGAACUUCGUGUCCACCUUCUACAAGGCGUCGCGGCUGCACUUCAUCGGCAGCUGGAAGGCGAGGAACGAGGCGCUGACGGCCAAGCUGGCCACGUCGGCGCCGGUGCCGCGCCGCGCAGUGCCCGGCGGCGCGCGCUCCAUCCUGCACGUGGACAUGGACUGCUUCUUCGCGUCGAUCGCGGCGCGCGGGCGGCCGGCGCUGCAGGGCGUCCCGCUCGCGGUGUGCCACAGCGACAACACCGCGGGCGGCGCGGAGAUCAGCAGCUGCAACUACGAGGCGCGCGCGUUCGGGAUCAAGGCCGGCAUGUGGAUGGCGAAGGCCAAGGAGCUGUGUCCGCGGCUGGUGGUGAUGCCGUACGAGUUCGACCGCUACCACGAGGCCUCGGACGCGAUGUACACGUGCUUGCUCAGGUACACCGCGGCGGUGCAGCCGGUGUCGUGCGACGAGGCGUUCCUGGACGUGACGGGCCUGGGCGACGCGGAGGACGUGGCGGCGCGGCUGCGUGCGGACAUCUUCGACGCGACGGGCUGCACGGCCAGCUGCGGCAUCGGCCCCAACAUGAUCUGCGCGCGGCUCGCCACGAAGGCCGCGAAGCCGAACGGCCAGCGCGCGCUGCUCCGCGAGGACGCCGCCGCGCAGCUCCAGGGCAUGCCUGUGAAGGACCUCCCGGGGGUGGGCUGGUCGACGGCGCAGCGGCUGCGCGAGCUGGGCAUCGAGACGUGCGGGGACGUGCGGGGGAAGACGACGCAGCGCGCGCUGCAGGAGCUGCUGGGUGCGAAGACGGGCGCGGAGCUGUGGGCGCACGCGGUGGGCGAGGACGACCGGGAGGUGCGGCCGCCGCAGCCGCGCAAGUCGAUCGGGGCGGAGUGCAGCUGGGGCGUGCGCCUGGACGGCGCCGAGGACGGCAAGACGUUCAUCGAGGGGCUGGCGGCCGAGGUGGCGCGCAGGCUGCGCGAGGCGGGCUGCGUGGCGGCCUCGAUCACCGUCAAGGUGAAGAAGCGGCGCCCCGGCGCACCCACGCCCCGGAAACAUCUCGGGCACGGCGUCGUCGACACAUUCUCGCGGUCGCAGGUCCUCGGCCGCGCCGUCAGCUCCCAGACCGACGUCUUCGAUGCGGCGUGGGAGGUGCUGCGCCAGAUGGGCAUGGACUGGACGCAGAUCCGCGGCAUCGGAAUCACCAUGCAGCGCCUCUCACGUCCCGCGGAGCAUCCGGGAGCGGCGUCCGGGCCGCUCGCUGCGGCGUUCGGCGCCGCCGGCGAAGCGUCGGGCGCUGCAGCGGCGGCGAGAGGUGUGGCUUCUCCGGCGCAGCAGGGGCGGCUCGAUAGCCCCGCGCUUGCCAGGAAGUCGAGGAAGCGGACGGUGACGCCGCCGUCGGCGGGGCGGGCGAAGCGCCCGGCGCGCAGGCAGCCGCCGGCGUCCGAGGUGGCGCUGCCGCCUGCGUCGCAGCUGGACCCGGCGGUGAUCGACUCGCUGCCGCUGCCGGUGAAGCGCGACCUGGAGAAGCAGUACGGGUUCCGGCUCGACGAGCUGAAGAAGGCCGCCGCGACGACCGCGCAGGUUCCGACAGCCGAAGCGGCGGCACGCGCGGGCGCGGCUGAGGUCGUCCGGGAGGGGGCCGUGAGCGACCGCUUUUGGCUGGCAGUGGGUGCGUUUGACGAGGCGGGCUUCGUCGACGCACUGCGGGUGAUGAGCGAGGCGGGCGUGAGGUCCGAGGCGGUCUGGCAGCUGGCGCAGGACCUGUGCGACUGGAACCUCGAGGGGAUGUGCCGGGUGCUGCGCAAGUGCGCCGCCGAGGGGCUCGUGGGGGUCGAGGUGCUGCGGGAGGUGGCGGAGCACGUGGCUGCGUGGUACGGGUGCGCGCGGCUGAACGUGCUCGACGGAGACGCGCCGCCGCAUGGCGCGGCCUGA
Pedinophyceae sp. YPF-701 is the source of this 2721-nucleotide messenger RNA. The record is from the annotation of a GenBank genome assembly. NCBI's taxonomy places the organism in Eukaryota, Viridiplantae, Chlorophyta, Pedinophyceae.